AGAGAGAGAGAGAGAGAGAGAGAGAGAGAGAGAGAGAGAGAGAGAGAGAGAGAGAGAGAGAGAGAGAGAGAGAGAGAGAAAAAGAGAAAAAGAGAGGGAAGCACAGAUGUAAUAAUCACUUCUUCUACUACUCGUAACACAAAGGUGUGGACAAAAUUUGAUUAUUCCCUACUUAAGUAUUUAUUGAGAACGUAAAGGAUUAUUUUUAUGACACUCCCCUCCAGAGUCUAGGAGCUGUAGAGCUGGACCAGCGAGAUGAGGAGCCUCUUGCUUCUCCUUCUCCUCCGCAUGCCCACAGGUUCUCUGCUGAAGGUCGAUGGAUGCAAGGGAGGAAGUGUGUUCUUUAACAAGCCUGAGCAUUUGAACCUGACCUGUGACAGAAAUACUACCAAAAGGCUCCUUACAGAGGAAAACGGGAUGGUCAAAAUUGUUGGACUAGAGAAAGGAGACUCGACUUGCUUUUCGUUGAGUAGCCUAGAGCUCGAAUUAAAAGACGAGUGCCCAGGACCAAUCACUCUUUGUCCUGGUCAAGGAGAGGAAGUCUCUGUACCAUGUGACUAUCCUGGUGCAUUCGACAAAUACGACAAAUACUUUUGCAAAGAAGAAGGUAAAUUUCAAUGUAAAGAAAUAUUAUCAAAGACCAUGUCGAUCAAGUUCCGCACAAACAAGGACUAUGGAAUUUACUGGUGUGGGUUCAACCACUCAAGCAACAUCGUCCUGAUCCAAAAAGUAUCGAUACAAAAUGUCCCAGUGGAAAACCAGACCUCGGAGGUUGGUCGAAGUCUAACCUUCAAGUGUAACUACUCUGGCUCUUCGGGGGUCAAGCGUAUCUGUAGGGGUCCACUGCAAUAUUGUCAGCAAAUGUUGAACACCUCGCGACCCACAAACGGAAGGUAUCACAUGGAAGACGCAACGAACAACCACACCCUCACCAUAACUAUCAAGUCCCUGAUAGAGCAGGACCGGCUGGUGCCAUUCUGGUGCUACUCCAAGAAUUCUGAUGGAACCUUUAAUAUCCACAGCAAAUUAAAUCUGACCUUCGGCACAGGCACAAUCAUCUCCGAGGAUGGGCUGUCUCUGCCGGUUUCCAUAGUGAGGGGGGUGGCUGCUGGGGUGCUGAUGGUGAUGCUAGUUAGUCUAGGCACAUGGAAAUGCCUUUCAUCUAGAAACCCAAGGGAAGGACAGAAACUAGGGGAAGUUAAUAUCUAUGAGGAGAUACAACGGCGCCCUCUUGAGCCCAUCUUCUUCUCUUCGAUCUGCGUCACCGCAACCCACCCCUCCACCUCUCUUCACUUCUCAACUGUUGCCUUCAAAGCGAACUCGGAUGAGCGCUGUGUCGUUGUGACCCCCAAGGACGCUGAAUACCCUGUUCUAAAGGCAGCCCCCCGCCCCCCAGACGAAGCCUCCCCCACAGGUCCAGCAACCAGGAGCUCUAGCAGCCUCUCAGAGGAACAGUUGGCCAAUUUAACGCAGCAGGACUAGGGCCGGGGCAGCGGGAAAACGUUUUUCUAUAACGUUGUUUCACUAUCCAUUACAAUCUGUGUAAUACGAUUUUGUUAACAACAUGUGCCGCUGAUGGCGUGUUUCCAUAAUAGUGUUCAUCAUUCAUCACUUAAAUAGGUGAGUGACUCACUUACUUGCCAUUACAUGUAUUCUACCGCCGUCGGGAACCAUCAGUUGCGUGAGUGGCCCAGCGCUGCGGUGUUGUGGUGCGGCCGGCCCGAGUUCGCGUCCUGAGAAUGUCAUAAUUGACUUUUUAUAUAAUAAAUAUGUCUUACGAUUUCCCCAGGAGCACAAAAAAAGGACCACAUUUGUUUUCAUUGAAUGCAUUUUUUAUUUAGUAAUCCUCCCGGAGCUGUGGGAAUAAAAUAUAAAUUAAAUACAUUCCAAACACAA
Molecule: messenger RNA, 1896 nt
Organism: Gadus morhua (Atlantic cod)
Lineage: Eukaryota; Metazoa; Chordata; Actinopteri; Gadiformes; Gadidae
Exons: 8
Coding region: 256-1482 (408 amino acids)
Cellular component (GO): plasma membrane
Molecular function (GO): transmembrane signaling receptor activity
Source: RefSeq, a predicted model, not a curated record